Messenger RNA from Anthostomella pinea, 285 nucleotides. The record is from the annotation of a GenBank genome assembly. NCBI's taxonomy places the organism in Eukaryota, Fungi, Ascomycota, Sordariomycetes, Xylariales, Xylariaceae.
AUGCGAUCCCCGAGACAUUUGCGUCCCGAGCCGCCGCUGGUCCCGCGAUACUUCUCGCGCCAGCCGCUGCCGCCCGAGAAGAUGUCCUCGAUGCACUCAUCGGCGGGCAACUCGCCUGAGCAAACAGCGGAAGAAGGAGGCAGCGAUACACACCAGCGCGAGAUGAUCGCCCUGCUUAAGGAAGAGACCAAGGACCUCACAGAACAACGCGCCUCUGCGCUCGACCAAAUUAGUAAACUCGAAAAAACCAACAAAGAGUCUGACGGAAAAGUCGAAACGCUAUAA